Paramecium tetraurelia is the source of this 675-nucleotide messenger RNA. RefSeq lists its product as uncharacterized. The transcript has 3 exons. Lineage: Eukaryota; Ciliophora; Oligohymenophorea; Peniculida; Parameciidae. The record is from RefSeq and is a predicted model, not a curated record.
AUGGGAAAUAAUUGUUGUGAAUGUUGUAUAAAGAAAAAUUAAAAAGAUAAUAACAAUGACACAAAUGAAAAGGAAAUUGAAUAGACAGUGGAUUAUAAAAUAUAAAAAGGACCAACUCAUAUUAACGUUCUACAUAAAAAUCUACAGGCAAGUAAUUGCAUUGUAUAUGUAUCCUGUUGCGAUGAUAGAGGGAGAAACUCAUAAAAUUAAUUACUCUAAAAAAAUGAAUAAGUUGCAGAAUAAUUGUCGAGAAAGACAAAUCAAAUAGGGCAACUUAGUGAAGUAACAAUAGGGAAAGUCUUUUUUUACUUUUUCGUAUUACCAUUAUACUUGGGGGAAGAUCAGUAAGUUCUCCUAUUAAAACAACAAAUAAAACAAUUGGCUUAAACUAUUAUGGACAAAAAUUUGACUGAAAUUGCAAUCGAAGAUAUCGGAGUCUAAAGAUUUGGCUAUCCACGACAACUAGUAGCUAAAUUGAUCAUCGAAACAUUUGCCAGUCUAUUACAUAGGAUGGUAAGCUUGAACAGGAUAGAUUUUAUGAUCAAUGACUUAAAAUCAAAAUCAUUGUUUGAAGAAGAAAUUCAAGCCAGAAGGGAAAUUUUAAUAAAAGGGGAUUCCUUAUUGAAGAUUGAUUAGACAGAUGAGAAAUCACUAAAACAGCCUUUGAUGGUUUGA